This is a messenger RNA of Numida meleagris (helmeted guineafowl), 1021 nucleotides long. It is a transcript of the gene RELL2, whose product is annotated as RELT like 2. The record is from RefSeq and is a predicted model, not a curated record. Gene Ontology annotation, biological process: positive regulation of cell-substrate adhesion; positive regulation of p38MAPK cascade. NCBI's taxonomy places the organism in Eukaryota, Metazoa, Chordata, Aves, Galliformes, Numididae.
CUAGAUCCGCAUGUCCGACCAGAGCAGCGGCGACGAUGGGGAGUCCGACCCCCAGCACAGCCUGUACAUGGUCUUUCUCCUCGUCUUGGUCUUCUUCAUCAUGGGGCUGGUAGGGUUCCUCAUCUGCCAUGUCCUGAAGAAGAAGGGCUACCGGUGCCGGACGUUCCGAGAUGAGCUUGACCCAGAUAACAAGGACGUGCUGGCAGAACUCCAGGCCAAUGAAGAGGAGGAGCUGAACGAGGACACUGUGGAGAAGAUCGUGAGAUGCAUCAUCCAGAAUGAAGCAAAUGCAGAAGCCCUCAAGGAGAUGCUGGGGGACAAUGAUGGGGACAUCGCAGUGGCAAUGCCCAGCCUUUGUCCCCACCGUAACAGCCAGGAUGGGGGCCCCCCUCACCACCACACGGUGCACCUGGGCUCCACGCAAGCCCCCUGCAUCCACUGCAGCAAGAGGAGGAGGCACCCACUGCACCGCCAGGGGCGGUCCAAGGAUGGCAAAGGCCGGAUGCAUCCCGGAGAGACCACCGUCUUCUCAGUGGGCAGGUUCCGUGUCACACACAUUGGGAAGAAGCCGGCUUUCCAUGAGCAGCAAGACGGUGCCCAGCCCAGUGGCAGCAAGGAGCCAAGCACGGAAGAGCUGGAGCACAGCAGCGAGAGGCUCCAGCGGGAACAGGCUCACAAUGGGACUGUCCCCACAGGUGGCCCGGAGAAGGGGGCCUUGCAGGAGGGGACACAGGGCAGCAAGGGCAUGGAGCAGAGCCGCACUGGCACCCCAGUGCCUGGCACUGCAGCGGGCAGCUCUCCUGGGAGCACCAGUCGGCAGCGGAGGCUGCUGAGCCGCCGGGUUCUGGGAGGGUCGAGUCCCAGCAUCCCAGGGCAGCUGGGGCAGGAGGAGGCCGGACUGGGGUCAGCAGAUGAGGUGUCGGAUAUUCACGGGAGCCUGAGCCUACACGAAGUGCCGGAUGAGCUAGAGAGAGAUGACAGCGGCAGGAGGCAGCCUGGAGCAGAGAACAUGGGGCAGCAG